This is a messenger RNA of Suricata suricatta (meerkat), 2184 nucleotides long. RefSeq names its product radial spoke head component 4A (gene RSPH4A). Bases 1 to 2163 code for a protein of 720 amino acids. Lineage: Eukaryota; Metazoa; Chordata; Mammalia; Carnivora; Herpestidae. Gene Ontology annotation, cellular component: radial spoke; axoneme. The record is from RefSeq and is a predicted model, not a curated record. The transcript has 6 exons. Gene Ontology annotation, biological process: axoneme assembly; cilium movement involved in cell motility; cilium assembly.
AUGGAAGACUUGACAUCCUCGAAGCAAGAAAAAGCAAACCAAGAUCCGGGGGAAGCAGAACGGCCCUGGGAAGAAGUAGCAGCUUUUUCCCAAGGUCCCGAGUCUGGGUUGUCUGAGCCCUUGGAACUGGAGCAGGGGCCGGACACUGGACCCAAACGCAGAGGAAGCCCUCCUCAGAGCCCAGAGUCCAGAGCCAGCACCCCUCUGGAUGACCUCGCAGGACCAGGCACAUCAUCUCCACCUUCCCUUCCUCAGGAGGGUUCUUACACUCCUUCUCCCCCGGCUCUGGCUAGACAGGACCUUGCAGCACCAUGGCAGUCAGACAAAACCACUAGUGUGAAUCCCGAAGCUGGGACGCCUCAGGACCACCAUUUGGAACAAUCUGAUAAAGGAGAACCGACUGCUUCUCAAACAUGCCAGUCAGAGGGAAUCACCUUUCGACAGUCUCAGCAAACCAAACAUCACCUGUAUGGACCAGAAGAUGUGAACCAUAACAACUCUAAACAAAAAGAGCUGAGAUUUAACGUCUUUCAGGAGGAAGACUCAAACAGUAACCAUGAUCUGGAUCGUGCUGAACCUGGGGCCUCUGAAGUGGCCCCCAGCAUGCUGGAGAUUGCCAUUCAGAGUGCUAAGGCUUACCUCCUGAAGACCAGUAGCAAGUCUGGCUUAAAUUUAUAUGAUCAUCUUUCUGAUAUGCUCACCAAGGUCUUAGAUGAACGUCCUGAAGAUGCUGUGGACAUCAUUGAAAGUAUCAGCCAAGAUGUGAAGAUGGAACAUUUUAGGAAAAAAUUAGAUACACUCCAAAACGAGAAUGAGAUGCUUCCAACGUAUGAGAUAGCAGAGAAGCAAAGGGCUCUUUUUCUCCAGGGAAAUUUGGAAGGAGCUGACCAAGAACUAGAAGAUGAAAUAGCAGAAAACGCUCUCCCAAAUGUAAUGGAGUCAGCUUUUUAUUUUGAACAAGCUGGCGUUGGUUUGGGCACAGAUGAGACUUAUCGCAUAUUUCUUGCCCUCAAGCAGCUUACUGACACCCAUCCAAUCCAAAGAUGUCGUUUCUGGGGCAAGAUCUUGGGUCUGGAAAUGAAUUAUAUUGUAGCUGAAGUAGAAUUCCGUGAGGGAGAGGAUGAAGAGAAUGUGGAAGAGGAAGAGGUAACUGAAGAGAGGGACGAUGCAGAUAGCGAAGCUGAUGAAGAUGACGAAGAUGAAUUACCAAGGAACUUUUACAAGACGCCACAGGCUAUACCAAAAGAAGAGAACAGGACGGGUGCCAACAAAUAUGUGUAUUUUGUUUGCAAUGAACCAGGAAGACCAUGGGUGAAGUUACCAUCGGUUACGCCUGGACAAAUUGUUACUGCAAGAAAAAUAAAGAAAUUUUUCACUGGGCGUUUGGAUACUCCCAUCAUAAGCUACCCGCCCUUCCCGGGAAACGAGAGCAAUUACUUAAGAGCACAAAUUGCCAGAAUUUCAGCAGGGACCCAUGUCAGCCCUCUGGGAUUCUAUCAGUUUGGUGAAGAGGAAGGAGAGGAGGAGGAAGAGGUGGAAGGCAGACGAGACAGCUUUGAAGAAAACCCUGAUUUUGAAGGCAUCCAAGUGAUUGAUCUUGUGGAAUCCCUAUCCAAUUGGGUUCACCAUGUGCAACACAUUCUGUCUCAGGGUCGUUGUAAUUGGUUUAACCCUAUACAAAAAAGUGAGGAGGAAGAAGAAGAGGAAGAUGAAGAAAAAGAAGAAGAAAAAGGAGAAGAGACUGACUAUAUAGAACAGGAAGUGGGCCCUCCUCUUUUGACACCAAUCUCUGAAGAUUUAGAGAUCCAGAAUAUACCGCCUUGGACAACGCGGCUGUCCUCAAAUCUCAUUCCUCAAUAUGCUAUCGCAGUCCUUAGAUCCAACCUUUGGCCUGGAGCAUAUGCCUUUUCCAAUGGCAAAAAGUUUGAGAAUUUCUACAUAGGCUGGGGUCACAAAUAUAGUCCAGACAACUACACACCCCCAGCCUUACCACCAGUGUGUCAAGAAUACCCUAGUGGAUCAGAAAUUACAGAAAUGGAUGAUCCUACUGUGGAAGAAGAGCAGGCUUUCAGAGCUGCGCAGGAAGCGGUUGUUUUUCCAACUGAGGAAAACGAAGAAACUGAGGAUGAUGAAGAGGAGGAAGAUGAUUAUGACCAAGAAUAAAAUUAGCCCGGGCUUGAGUAA